AUGAGAUAUAUUGGCUACUUUGGCUGCCUUCUGGCUACUGCCAGCGCCUACCCGGCGUCCGAGCAGAUUGACGUUCAAGCCAGUCUGCUCAGUGACCCGAAAGAUGUCGCCGACAAGAACUUCGAUUACAUCAUCGCGGGUGGUGGCUUGACCGGUCUGACCGUGGCUGCCAAGCUGACAGAGAACCCCAACAUUGAGGUCCUGGUUAUUGAGAAAGGCUUUUACGAGUCCAACACUGGGCCGAUGAUUGAGGACCCCAACAGAUACGGUGAAAUCUUUGGUACCACUGUUGACCACAACUACCUCACUGUGCCCCUCAUCAACAACCGCACCGACAACAUAAAGUCCGGCAAGGGUCUCGGCGGAUCUACGCUGAUCAACGGCAACUCAUGGACCCGCCCCGACAAAGUCCAGAUUGAUUCGUGGGAAACGGUUUUCGGCAACAGGGGGUGGAAUUGGGACAAUGUACUCCCAUACAUGAAUCGGGCUGAGCGUGCGCGUGCGCCGAACGCAGACCAGAUCGCCGCCGGCCAUCACUUUGACCCUACGUGCCACGGUUUCAACGGCACCGUUCACUCUGGACCGCGUGACAACGGUCAACCUUGGUCUCCGCUGAUGAAGGCGCUCAUGAACACCACUUCUGCCCUCGGCGUUCCGACCCAGGUGGACUUUAAUUGCGGUCACCCGCGUGGUGUGUCCAUGAUCCCGAACAACCUUCUAGAGGAUCAAGUGCGUGCGGACGCAGCUCGCGAAUGGCUCCUUCCCAACUAUCGCCGCAAGAACCUCAAGGUAUUGACCGGACACGUCGUGGGAAAGGUUCUCUUUGAUCAGAACGCCGCCGGACUCAAGGCGAUUGGAGUCAACUUUGGCACUAACAAGGCGGUCAACUUCAAUUCAUACGCCAAACAUGAGGUUCUGCUGGCUGCCGGCUCUUCGAUCUCGCCCUUGAUCUUGGAGUACUCCGGCAUUGGCCUGAAAUCCGUCCUCGACAAGGCCAACGUUACGCAGCUCCUGGAGCUGCCUGUAGGUAUCAACAUGCAGGAUCAGACUACAACGACUGUCCGCGCACGCAGCACUUCCGCCGGUGCCGGCCAAGGCCAGGCUGUCUACUUUGCCAACUUCACCGAGACCUUUGGCGAGGACGCUGCGUAUGCUGCGAAGCUCCUCGAGACCAAGCUUGACCAAUGGGCCGAGGAGACUGUCGCCCACGGUGGCUUCCACAACGUCACUGCCCUUAAGGUGCAAUACGAAAACUAUCGCGAUUGGCUCCUCCACGAGGACGUGGCAUAUGCCGAGCUCUUCAUGGACACCUCGGGAAAGAUCAACUUUGACCUGUGGGAUCUCAUUCCCUUUACCCGCGGCUCCACCCAUAUCCUCAGCAGCGAGCCCUAUCUCUGGCAGUUUGCCAACGACCCCAAGUUCUUCUUCAACGAGCUGGAUCUUCUCGGCCAGGCCGCCGCGACCAGGCUGGCGCGCAAGCUGCAGAGCAGUGGAGCGAUGGCGAGCUACUUCGACGGGGAGGUGAUCCCGGGCUCUCAAGUGCCCAGCGAUGCAAGUCUAGGGCAGUGGGCUGACUAUGUAAAGGACAACUUCCGUGCCAACUGGCACGCCGUGGGUACCUGUUCCAUGAUGUCAAGAGAGCUUGGUGGUGUUGUCGAUGCAGCGGCCAAGGUGUACGACACCCAGGGUCUCCGUGUCAUCGACGGCUCCAUCCCUCCUACGCAGGUGUCUUCUCACGUCAUGACAAUCUUCUACGGUAUGGCUCUGCGUAUUGCCGAGUCUAUCCUGGACGAUUAUGCGGCGGCUUAG
Molecule: messenger RNA, 1809 nt
Organism: Akanthomyces muscarius
Lineage: Eukaryota; Fungi; Ascomycota; Sordariomycetes; Hypocreales; Cordycipitaceae
Exons: 1
Coding region: 1-1809 (602 amino acids)
Molecular function (GO): flavin adenine dinucleotide binding; oxidoreductase activity, acting on CH-OH group of donors
Source: RefSeq, a predicted model, not a curated record